AUGUCAGAGAAACUUCUUUCACACCAUCUUGAUCCCGAAUAUAUGAUCCCGUUGCAAGAUUUCAGCGUAAACGAGGGCCCCGCGUCCGCAGAUACCAGGGAGCAUCACAGGAGUCCAGAAAAUUCCGACCUCUUGGGAGACCGUAUAGCGUCGCUUGAAGCCCUGGACAGUGACGAUGACGAUGACACGCUGGAAAAGUGUGCCGAACGACGAAAGGUGGUCCUUGCCCGGAGUCGCCCCAAGGCACUUUGGCACUUCCUCUUAUUCCAUGCCGUUCCGCUGGGGGUGGCUCUGUUUCUCAUCGUCUUUAAUAUCAAGACGUACUUUUAUGGCACUGAUGGGUCAACGGUUAACCUGCUCCAAUUUGCGGCUAAGGCCCAUGAGGUCCUCAUGCAGGCCUCGAUCUUGACGGUCAUGAUUGCCUACAUCCAGUACCUCCUGACAAACAAAUUCGCCAUUCCCUUCGGUGCAAUUUUCUCCGUGUAUCACAUCGGUAACAUUGCGUACCUGAUGUCCCCCGAGUUCUUCGCCUCCCUGACAACUCCUUGGCUGUCCGUGGCAAUGAAGAUUGUCUUUCUGUUAUUUAUUCCGUUUAGCAUCGCACUGGCGAGUGCUGUUGGCCCGUCAAGCGCCAUUGCUAUGCUGCCUAGGUUUGGGAACUACACCUUGCCGGAUUACACGGACCUGGCAUUGAACCUUACCUCCGCGGAGCUGUAUCCCGAUGUUAUUGAUAAGACCUUAUCAGUUGGAUUCGCUGCUGCUGGCUGGGGUGAUAUUUACAAUCUUCCAGUUAUAGGACUAACGGACAACAUAAAAACGGGUCUGCAACGCGAUCAUCAGAACGGCCCAACCAACAUUAUGCCCCCACUGCAUUCUGUUUUGCGUCCAGCUAUGGAUCGGACUAUGUAUGUCCAGUACGCGCCUAAUGGCACUCUAGCUACUGUACAACACAUCCCAGUAUCACUCGCUCUCGCAGAAGCAGCAAAAAAAGCGCUGGACAACUGGGAUCAUGGUACGAAGAUAGAGACCAGUGUCAGAAUGCCACAGCCUUAUGUAAGUGUUUUGUGCGAACUUAAUGCCAUAAAAGGUGAAAACGACACGAGACCCAUCCAAUUCCCUGACACCUACAUUGCGCCCCUCGUGGGCAAGCAUGCGCCAGGGUCCAUGCCUCGCCUUAACCCAACCGACGUGAUUAAUUAUACGGAUAUCACAAGAAAAGAACUUUGGGAGGCAGCAAAAAAAGAUAUCCAUGGCCAGAUGAUCUGGGUUGAUGAUAUCAAGGUGACAAGGCCGGUCUCGACUCGGCCUCUAGGAGUAAUUGUUGUGCAUUCGGAGUUCUGCGAGAUAGAUGAGCCAUUUCUCACCACGUCUGCAUGCUUGAUCGGAUCAACAUGGGCAAACACAACAUCUUCCUUAGAAUUCGGUUACGAACGAGAUAUUUUGCUAUCACGUCAAAUCAAGAGCUCCCUCUCGACGGCGUCGCUCGCUACCCUACCCUCGUGGUCUAGAUCCCCUAUCUCCCUCUCCAAGUCAUGGGCUGAAAGCCUCAAUCCCACUACCAAAGUUCAGAACCAAACAGUAGCCGAUAACCUUCUUCAAGCGAUGCCUAUAACCCCCAAUAUAUGUCCAACUGGCGGUAACUAUUCCCUCGAAUAUGAACACGAGACGGGAGGGGCCAUUCUUACUUCCUACGGUCGACCGUUUAUGCAUGAAGCCCUCGUUGCGUCAAUGAUUGUGAGUGGGUUAUCAGGCGCCGCUGGGCCGGCGCAGCUCGGAAACCUAACGUUCAAUAGUGAGAGCAAGAAGUGGACUUGGAAAUAUGAGGAUCUGGGUAUACCCUGGGAGACAGUAAGCAUGGAGCUGUCGGAGCCUCCCGGGGUUCAGUUUAUCUUUGGAAGCCAGGCUCCGGGCUACGUAUGGAACACGACAGGCACCUCUACCAAACUCUCCAUCUGCGUGCUGUCGAUUUACUGCUUAUAUACCGUUGCGUAUGUACUCUACACAUUCUUCUCAGGCCGCAGCUCGCGAGCAUGGGCAACGACGUCGGAACUCACGGCUCUUGCGAUGAAUUCCACGCCAACCAGCGUACUGGACAACACGAGCGCCGGUAUCGCCAAUACAGACACAUUUAAACACCAUAUUAGUGUUCAAGAGGUGGAGGCAAAUCGUCGCCUAGAGCUGAUUUUCAACCAGGACAAGGCCGACAGGGGGCCACUAAGAAGAGUUGGUGUGGGCAAAUAUUAUUGAUUGGCAGGCCUGAUCUGUUCGAUUUGCAAAAACUAUUCUAUGGCUACAUUGCGUUGGGGCGGCAUUUUUAUUUUGUUUCUUUGAUGAAGCU
Messenger RNA from Coccidioides immitis RS, 2338 nucleotides. RefSeq lists its product as uncharacterized. The transcript is spliced from 3 exons. The record is from RefSeq and is a predicted model, not a curated record. NCBI's taxonomy places the organism in Eukaryota, Fungi, Ascomycota, Eurotiomycetes, Onygenales, Onygenaceae. Bases 1 to 2247 code for a protein of 748 amino acids.